Magnusiomyces paraingens is the source of this 2724-nucleotide messenger RNA. RefSeq lists its product as uncharacterized. Gene Ontology annotation, cellular component: nucleus. The transcript has a single exon. Bases 1 to 2724 code for a protein of 907 amino acids. Lineage: Eukaryota; Fungi; Ascomycota; Dipodascomycetes; Dipodascales; Dipodascaceae. Gene Ontology annotation, biological process: rRNA processing. The record is from RefSeq and is a predicted model, not a curated record.
AUGGCCACUCUGCAAUCCCUUUUGGCCACAGCAUUGGCUCCAUCACAAGAGGGUGCCAUUGCAUCUAAUGCAAUGCACACACUUAGCCUUUUGCAAUCUGGUGCUGUUCUUGCUCAGGCUGACGAAAAUACUCUCCACAAGUUUAUGGUCCGUGUCUCGGCAUUACUCAAGGCCAAAGCCCCCAUUGCCAAAUGGUUUGCUGCUUAUCUUGCUCAUACCGCAUGUGAAACUAACUGGAAAGUGCUUAAAUCUCAUGGUGGAACUUGGGCUGGUUUGUUGUUGCAUCUACUUGAGAUCAAUGAGCAGCCUGUUGUCAAGGAAGCUGCAAUUCGCGCCCUUAGAACAAUUUUUGCAAAGACACAUGGCAAGCAAGAGUUUACUCGUGACAUUACUACCCCUAGACUUCCCCAGUAUCUCAAGUUACUUUUCAAGCAUGCUCAAAUUUCAGAAGAAACUGUCUCGGUUAAUCAAAAUGGUGCUAGCAGCAAAAAAAAUAAUGAUGCACCCGCAGAUGAGUUUAUCGAACUUGGAUACGACGAACAUAGCAGUGAUGAAGAAAAUGAUAAGGAAGAUAAUGAACAAAACUUUUUUCACGAUACCACCAAAGUUGAAACCGAUAUAAAGGAUAUGACCCGACUUUUACCUGCCAUCAUUCCUGCCAUUAAUACCGUUCUAAAACUCCAAUCAACUACAUUCAGACCAUUUACUAAAAGAUAUUUGGCUCUUAUUUCUACCCUGAUUUCUAUCUCAUACACAGAUCCUACAUCUAUUUCUCCGGCUCUUCUUCGUGAUGUGUGCACAGGAUACGCCCUUCUUCAUCAUUCCGCACCAAAAGACACUGAAGCCCUUACAUGGCGUCUAAGCAUUAAACACGUUGUCGGUCAAAUCAAUACAACCAUUACAGACAUUUCCUUUGCUUUUGUGGACGAAGACUUUAACGGGAAAAUUGAAACUGGGUCGCUCCAGGCAAAUUUUACUGCUGAUAACGGCAAAACUAUCACAGUCGAUACCCCUGUUCUCAAACUUAAGCCUUUAAGUGGCACUACAAACGGAAUCCCUAGCGCACAGACCCUGACACAGGCUUCUGAUAAAAUUAAAUCUUUAAUGAAUCUUUUGGCUGCGCAUUUGCGAGUCUCUACAAAAAGCCCUGUUAAGCUUCCCAUUGGCGCACUCAUUACUCUUGCAGAUCGCAUCCUUUCUUUUUCUGCAUACACCACGACCAAAACUGUUGGUGGUGUCAAUGAAGGCCCUCGCCGUGCCGCCUUUUUAAAUUUUAUUAGUGAGAUUCAGUUUUUUGUGUUUGAUUUACUACUACUUCGUCUUAUCCCUCUUGCACAAACAAUGCUCUUGUGCCAUGUUGAUACUCUUACACACCAUGUCAAUAUCCAUGUGCAACCUCCUGCGGGUCCUGCAAUUGACAAUAUUAUUUCUAACAGAAGACUUCAGCUCAAGGCAUUACAGUUUGCUACAUCUCUUUUGCGUCUCCAAGGGUCUAUCCCUAAAACUGGUGCGCCUGCGGUUGCUGCCAUGGUCUCGGCAGCGGUUGCACUCUCUUCUCCUUAUAAGGAUCCCUCUGCUGAAGGUUUGGCUGAUGCUGUACCUGCACCUCAUCUAUUUUUCAUUGAUCCUACACCAGCACAACUUGCUAUUGUAGCCCGGUUUUUCGAGACUGUGGUUUCUACUGUUCCAGAUCUGAGCCUUCCAUCUCGCGCGAGCAUUGACCGUUGGUUCAUUGUAUCUGCUGCUACAGCCAAAAACCGUACAUAUGGAGUGACCUCUACAAACACCGUUGUGACCAACAAACAAAUCCAACUUUGGGACAAUGUGCUUUCUACAUCUGCUGCAUUCCCAGGACGCGCUUCCAAAUACAGCAUUUUGCCCAUGGCAGCACGUCUUGCUCCUGGGUCACGAGUCCUUGACGCUCUCAUCAAGCCCCGACUGCCACCUUCUGUUAAUGUGGUUCAAAGAAUUAUACCCACCGCAUCAUUUCAGCCGACUACUUCAGAUGAAGUUAUUCAAGAAACUGAUUCUCAAUCCAAAAAGAGAAAAAUUGACGAGACUGAUAAACAAGACGCGUUGUUUUCAUCUAAAGCACAGAGUACUGUUGACAUUGAGAUGGAAUACAAUGAAGGUGGCUUUUUUAAGGAAACCAAUGAAGAGAAGGUCAAUGCACCUAAUCGUGAAGUUUCUGUCGAACUGACAGAGGAAAGUGUUGUUGUCCAACCCCCAAGAAAUGUUCGGGAGUCAAUUUUUGCCAAAACUAAUUCUGAACCCUCGGCCGAAGUGGAUUCUGAUGCUAGUUCUACUUCUCGCGUCCGUAGACGUACCAAGAAGCAAAUGACUGAACAUAUGAGACAGAAGCAAUUAAAAGAAGCAACUGCCACACCCUCAGAAGAUUUGGAAGAAACAGACCAAGUUGUUUCGGUUGGACCAGAAAUUGUUCAAAUUUCAGAUGAUAGUGAAGAUGAUAAUGAUGAUGAUGAUAAGAGCCCUUCGACAGCUGAUACUAGCAGCAAUAACGGACAAGAUCGCAGUGGCCGUAAUUUCCGGUCGAGCACUCGUAAUAACCGGAAAGAAAAUACAUCAGUUGAAGUUAAUUUAACAGAUGAUAAAGAUGGAGAAGAUUUUGAGGAAGAUGAUGAUGAAGCUGAGGAAGAUGAUGAAGUUAUUAAAAUUAACAACAUAAGCUUAGAUCUUGAUAGUUCAAGUGAUGAAGAGUCAUAA